CCAUUGCCCCAAUACCUACGCCACACGUUGUCGCGAUCUGCGCAUAGCUACCUAGGUGCGUCCAGCUAGUUGUAUGCAAGGGUCAAUAAUUUUCGUGUUGCUUGCCUUCUCCUUCCAUCAUCCUUCACGACAUUUAAACUGCGCGGUCCCAACAUCUAGACCAAGAUAUCGUGUCAAUACUAUUCUAAAAUAAUACUUUCAACACGCAGUAAUUGGGAUAAUUGUCAAGAUGGCUGCUCCCGUCGUCACUGUUGGCGAAACGAAGGAGCUUCGAGGCAUGAAUUUGAUCGCCGCCCACUCCCACAUCCGAGGCCUAGGCGUCGAUGCGGACACGCUAGAACCUCGAACCGCGUCGCAAGGGCUUGUUGGUCAGGAAAAGCCUCGCAAAGCAGCUGCCGUCAUAUUAGAGAUGAUCAAGGCUGGGAAGAUUGCUGGUAGGGCCGUGUUGAUUGCCGGUCCUCCGAGCACUGGCAAGACGGCUAUAGCAAUGGGCAUGGCGCAGUCUCUCGGGCCCGACGUUCCAUUCACCAGCCUUGCGUCAUCUGAAAUAUUCUCCCUCGAGAUGUCGAAAACCGAAGCUCUAACACAAGCGUUCCGCAAAUCGAUAGGCGUCCGUAUCAAGGAAGAGUCCGAGAUGAUGGAGGGCGAAGUAGUCGAGAUCCAGAUCGACCGGAGCGUAACGGGAGGCGCGAAGCAGGGAAAACUCACAAUCAAGACAACGGACAUGGAAGCUGUGUACGAUAUGGGAUCGAAGAUGAUUGACGCGAUGACGAAAGAGCGCGUCAUGGCGGGCGACAUAAUAAGCAUCGACAAAAGCAGCGGUAAAAUCACAAAGCUAGGGCGAAGCUACGCGCGUAGUCGCGACUACGACGCCAUGGGCGUUGACACUAAGUUUCUUCAGUGCCCCGACGGCGAGCUCCAGAAGCGAAAAGAGGUCGUUCAUACAGUCACCCUCCAUGAGAUCGACGUCAUCAACUCACGCACACAAGGCUUCUUGGCCCUCUUCAGCGGUGAUACAGGCGAGAUCCGAAGCGAGAUCCGAGAUCAGAUUGACACCAAGGUGGCUGAGUGGAAGGAAGAGGGCAAGGCCGAGAUCGUGCCGGGUGUGCUCUUUAUUGACGAGGUCCACAUGCUGGACAUUGAAUGCUUCAGCUACAUCAACCGAGCGCUCGAGGACGACUUGGCGCCCAUCGUCAUCAUGGCGAGCAACCGAGGCAACUCCAAGAUUCGGGGAACAGACUACCGAAGUCCUCACGGCUUGCCACUUGACUUCCUCGAUCGCGUCGUCAUUAUCCAGACUAAGCCCUAUAGCCCCGAAGAAAUCCAACAAAUCCUGGGAAUCCGCGCUCAAGAGGAGGAGGUCGAUAUCUCGGCGGACGCUCUAGCACUACUCACCAAGAUCGGUCAGGAGACCGGGUUGAGAUACGCUUCAAACCUGAUCACAACAUCACAGCUCGUCUGUAGCAAGCGUAAGGCGCGCCAAGUUACCGUCGACGACGUGCAGCGUUCCUUCAAACUUUUUUACGAUCCAGCUCGCAGCGUUGCCUUCGUCGCGCAGUCCGAGAAGCGACUUAUCGGUGAAAACGGCGCCGUGGACUUCUCCGUCCAGAAUGGACAAAGUGGUGGCGACGCGAUGGAGAUCAGCUAAACUGAUUCG
This is a messenger RNA of Xylaria bambusicola, 1657 nucleotides long. RefSeq names its product RuvB-like helicase 2. Bases 230 to 1648 code for a protein of 472 amino acids. Gene Ontology annotation, molecular function: DNA helicase activity; ATP hydrolysis activity; ATP binding. Gene Ontology annotation, cellular component: Ino80 complex; NuA4 histone acetyltransferase complex; R2TP complex. The record is from RefSeq and is a predicted model, not a curated record. Gene Ontology annotation, biological process: box C/D snoRNP assembly; chromatin remodeling; regulation of transcription by RNA polymerase II. The transcript is spliced from 3 exons. NCBI's taxonomy places the organism in Eukaryota, Fungi, Ascomycota, Sordariomycetes, Xylariales, Xylariaceae.